AUGGCAAAAGAUCAACCUUUGAAGAUUGAGCUCGAGGAGAAUGACGUGAUUGUCUCGUUAUUCAAUACGCUUUCCAAAACCAGCAAAAAGCUGCUACAAGAAUCAUAUCAACAAGAAAAGCAUAGAUCUAGUUAUCACAACCGGCGUAACCAAGAAAAUCAAGAGCUAGAGAACGAGAUGGAUAACUGGAUUAAAGGCGUUUUUCAUGUGGCAAGUGGGAAUAUUACUGUAAACGGUGAAGAUUGUACUGAUCUCAUUGAUUUAGAUACAGAGCCCCUCGAUCUCGAUUUAGAAAACCAGGUCAAAACAUUAGAAAAGGAAGUGAUAGCUAUGAGAGAGCAAAUGGCCGUAGAGCGCAGAGAGCUUCCACGACAAAUAGAGCGUGUGUUGGAGACAACGCUUGAGAGGCAGAUGGACGGCGAAGAAAGGGGCAUUGAUGAUGAAGAGUAUACCGAGCCAGAGACCGUGCAUUUACCGGUGAUCGAACAGGAGACUAUUGCUGAGUAUAGGCGUGGGAUAAAACUCUUGCAGAAAUUGGAGAGGACAUUACCUGGUCGGGCAAGCCAAUAUGAGGACAUUGAGAGAGUAUUGGGGGAAAGAUCCUCAUGA
This is a messenger RNA of Phycomyces blakesleeanus NRRL 1555(-), 609 nucleotides long. RefSeq lists its product as hypothetical. Gene Ontology annotation, cellular component: kinetochore. Gene Ontology annotation, biological process: mitotic sister chromatid segregation. The transcript is spliced from 5 exons. The record is from RefSeq and is a predicted model, not a curated record. The coding region runs from base 1 to 609 and encodes 202 amino acids. Lineage: Eukaryota; Fungi; Mucoromycota; Mucoromycetes; Mucorales; Phycomycetaceae.